This is a messenger RNA of Nematostella vectensis (starlet sea anemone), 3910 nucleotides long. RefSeq names its product regulator of G-protein signaling protein-like. The transcript is spliced from 21 exons. Bases 297 to 3848 code for a protein of 1183 amino acids. Lineage: Eukaryota; Metazoa; Cnidaria; Anthozoa; Actiniaria; Edwardsiidae. The record is from RefSeq and is a predicted model, not a curated record.
CCCAUAUCACCAGAAAUCUCUACACUGUAUCACAGAUGAUGCUAAUGCUUCAAGGGGCUUCCCAAGCUUAGAUUCAUACGCUAAUACGCACUUGUGUACAUCAGCAAUGGAAAAGGCUUGUAUAGGCUUUCAUACACACGCAUUAGGAAUUGCUAAAUGACCACCAAUAAUCGACACUCCUAGAAGGCGAUGGUGUCACCCCGAGCGAGGACGAGUUCGCCAAGCUUCUCACCGACCCCACAUUCACAGAUUAUUUCAACACCUUUCUCUCGUUGCCGGUGUUUGGCAAGCGGUUAAUGUAUGUGUCUUCUAAAGAUCGCUUUGAUAUUGAUCCCCCACCAAAACGCACCAACUACCACGUGAUUCAAGCGAAGGUUAAGACCUGGGUUCGGUGCUCACGUGUGCCGCUGUUUUGGAAAACAGAGCUGUACCUCGAUUACAUGCUGUGUACAUUACUAAUGAAAUCAACUGCGGUCAAUCCCGAGCUGUCCCUUAUUCACCUGGGUAGCGUGGAAGAUAUGCACGCGUUCCAUCGCUACAUCCGGGGUACAAUGGGGGAGCGUUGUCUGGCUUUUUGGAUUGACGCUGAACGGUAUCGCAGGCACACAAAGCCAGACCAGCGUCGCGUGGUGUUUCGGGAAAUCCAGCAGAAGUAUUUGAGAGGCGGAGCGCCGUUUGAGCUGACGGAAAUGAUGAAAUGGAAAAGCGUGUGUGGCGGUCUAGAGGGACUGGACACUAAGUCGUUCACGUCACCUAAAGAGGUCGCCAAGCACAUAUGUGCGACUGACCAUUCCCUCUUCAAAGAGACGAUCUUCCGUCCCCUGCAAGCGCUGGUUCUGGAUCGUCUCAAGACCUACUGGGUACCAAAAUACGUCCUUCACCGCGAGAAACUGCGCUUGCGCAAUAAUGACCGCUGGGAGAAAAGCCUGCGUGUAGGCUCGUUGACUGAAGGACUGGGUCCCGACGCGGCCAAGCUAAAAGCGAUGAGAGAAAGAGCCGCGGCCCAGGAGAAAACCAAGAAGUUGGAGACGAUUAUGGACCAGGAAGCGGUGAAAGAAUACCUGGAGUUGCAUAAGGUGACAUCUGAUGAGAGUAUUCCGGAUCCGGACCAUGAGGAGCUCGAGCGACAGCGCCUGGAGAGGUGGCACGAGCGGUACUGGGGGGCGGUGGACAGUGGGGAGGAGGUGGCGGAGGAGGAUGAGGAUGAGCAAGAUGAGGAAAAAGAGACGGAGUCCGAACAUCCAACUCCGAAACCAUCGUCCCAUGCUAGGCUAACCCCCCUACAAAAGUUAACACGAGCUGACAGACGCGCGGACCUGGGUCGAUAUUCAUCUCUUUCGGGAAAUGCCCCGAGCCCAUUCCCCACGCGCUCAGGAACGAGCACCUCAAAGGAGACUGGGUCGAGGUCCGAGUCGAGUCUGUCAACACCGGAAGUUAUAGAGGUAGUAAACAAACUGAUAGCGGAGGGGGAGGGGGAGAGUUGUAAUGAAGUAAAAGAGAACAAGGUGAAGAAAAAGCCUUCCGUCAUCAAGCAAACACAAGAAGAAGAGAAAAAGACCAAAGAGUUGGAGGAACUAAAAGAGAAGAGAAUCAACCUGCCACAGAUAACGCCUUACGCAUGCGCUAUUGGGAAUGACCGCACUAGCAGGACGAUAUACGAAGCUCUUCACGAGAACGAGAAACUAAAACAUCUUAAGAAACCAGUUUGGGAGAGGUGGCGCUCAUCUAACGCCUCAGAGCUGCCUCCGCUGAACACAUACAGUGAAGUACAGCGAGCGCCCAAAUCUCGAAUCAUUCAACUGGGAACGUCGACUGACGGAUAUGACAGUUUGUUCUACAAGCCACGCACCGCCCACCCGCCGCACACAAUUGAGUACAGCAAGAUGUUCCAAAGUGUCCUAGGGGUAAACGCUGCCCUGUUGGCCGCGGUGGCCUCGGACCGACUAGCAGGUGGCCCUCUGCACGAGUUCUUAGAGAAGACUGGUGACGAGGAGGCUUUGUUGCGCCUGGAGUUCUGGGCUGAUUGUCAGCGGUAUCUCGUACCAAGCGAAACCCUGGGUGCUUGCAACAAAUACCGCAUGGCUUUGACCCUUAUCAACACAUACUUGGUACCAGACUCUCCCCACGCUGUUCCCAUGUCAUCUCUCGCGCGUUCGCGUCUGAUCAAGUUGCUUCCGGUAGAGGAAGGUGACGCGCUGUUGUCACACGUUGCCCAGGUGACCAUACAGACGCUGUUCAGCCCAUGGUCGAGUUACGUGAAACAGGACGAAGCCGAGUUCACGGACUCUGUGACUGUCCCUAGAAAAAAGCAACCAGAGCGCCGUAAGAGCGAAAAAGUUGUACCUGUAGAGGAAGUGGAAGAGGCUCAAACUUCAGUCAACAUGUGGAGAGCUCUGAAACUCGCAAUCAGCCUGGCAACAUCAGGAUUCGACGAACCCGAUGACGCCGAGGAGGAAGACGAAGGCAAGAAGAUUCCUUCACUUCGAGAAGCGAACAAACUACGGGAAGAACAGAACUACCGACGAGGUUCUCACUUUUACGGACACAUCAAGAAAGAGAGCUCGGACAAGUCUGAGGACGACAACCAGCAAACCGCAGACAAAGUGCGCCCUAAUAGACCAAAGAGCUUUCACGAAUGCAUCCACGACCCACAACAGGUCACGUGGUUUAAAAAGUUCUUGACGGAACAAAAGGCAGACACUCCUCUGCUCUUUUGGCAAGCCGUGGAGAACAUGAAAAACAACUGCAAGGAUGGAAAGGCGAAACAAGCGAGAGCAAACGUGAUAGUCAGGAAGUACUUCGCCAACAUCGACGUUCCAGCAAUCGAGAAUCUCCAGUGCAAAGCAGACAUCAUCCGGGAGAUUCCCGUCCUGGACAAAGUCACGCCUGCUAUGCUACUCUCGGCCCAGGCCUGCGUUGCCAGGACUAUGGAGGAAGCAUGGUUUCGCAAGUACGUGGCUACGUUUCCGGAUGAGGAUGAGGGUGAGAGCACGGAAAAAUACGCGACGAGAAACACACUCGCUGGGGUCUGUAAGAUGGCGGCGCACGGAAAAACGCGCGGACUGUGGGUCAUGUUCGCAAGCAACAUCGCAAAGUUCCUCAAAGGCAUCCACGACCGCGAGUGCGAGGCGGAGUUUAUCGAGUUCCUGAGGAAAGAGAAACAAGCCACGGUGGAACACAACACGAGGCGUCACGCGCUUAACCCGACGAGACGAAUGAUCAACAACAAAUUUAUCAACACCGAGAAGCUUGUCAAUGAUAUGUACUUCUGGAGAGAAGUUCUCAAAUUCAAGGAGAUUGCUGAUAACGCGACCGAAUGCGCGAAGUCUGGAAACUACAGUAGAGACGACGAGCGACAAGUCACCGAGAAAGCGCGCACAAUGGUCAAGGUGUUUAUUGACUCAGCCUUCCCCCCACGGGUUCAGAUCAAUAUUCCUAACGACAUGGCUGAGAAUAUCGUGGAACUGGUCCAAAACGGCAUUAUAUACCGGGGCCUAUUCCACGAUGCCGCCAUGUCUGUCUUUACGUCACUCAUUCACUACUGGAAAAAGUUCGAGGCGGAAAAGACUAAUUCGGAGACAAUUAAAAACGCUGACUCCUCCCAUGAUGUAAACAGUCCCGGACAGCCGACUCGGAAGACCAAGGAGAUCUUGAAAAAGAGGAGCUUGUCGUUCAUUUGUGGCAUUCCCUACCGCCGUAUGUACGUCAUGCAAGAUGACGAGACUCGCUGGUGUUACUCUAUCUUCCACGGCCUGAGGCUCGCAAUACCAGUCAAAUUAUUGUCACGUCGAGGGACGAGAUUUCAUGGGGACAUUAUGUCACUGGGGAUGGGAGCUAGAUUGCAUUGAGCGGCAUAGAAUAUCAGUGUAAAUAAAAACCCAAAUGACAAAAAUAAAAAUGAUAUUCUGGU